This is a messenger RNA of Microtus oregoni (creeping vole), 4771 nucleotides long. RefSeq names its product inositol polyphosphate 1-phosphatase. The coding region runs from base 602 to 1795 and encodes 397 amino acids. The transcript has 6 exons. The record is from RefSeq and is a predicted model, not a curated record. Gene Ontology annotation, molecular function: inositol-1,4-bisphosphate 1-phosphatase activity. Gene Ontology annotation, biological process: phosphatidylinositol phosphate biosynthetic process. NCBI's taxonomy places the organism in Eukaryota, Metazoa, Chordata, Mammalia, Rodentia, Cricetidae.
ACGCACGCCUUGAACAGUGGAUGAGACGACCCUGAGCUUCCUGGCCCACCCAUGUAAUUCACUGUGCUUGUGACGUCGGGGACGCCAGACUCCAGCAGGCGUGGGAUGCCCUUACCCGCCCCAGAAGUCACAGGCGUCACCGCGCCUUUCCACGCCACCAGCCCGGGGAAAGAGAAGGGGCGGGGACCUGGCAGCAACUGGGCUGCCCGUCUCGCAGCCAAGAGAGGCAAGGCACCUCCCCGGCUUCGCAGCGGUGACCUCCGCGGUCCUCCAGGCCGCUCGCCCUCCGGCUGCGCCCGCCCCAGGACGCCGGCGCCGGGUCCCCGCGCGACUACCUCCUGGCGUUGGCACUCCCCUCCUCCUCCUCGCUCGCCCCUCCUCCGCCUCUUCCGUUUCAGAGGGAAAGUCUGCAGCCUCUUUCUGGGCUCCGCAUCCCCGCUUAGGUAAUCCUCUUUCCUGCUUGCGCCACCCCUCCCCGGUGUCCCCGCGCCAGCGUCUCCUCCUCCGCGCAUCUGGGUCCCCGCGAGCGGCGCGCGCUCCAUCGCCUCCGCGGAGAGCAGCCAAGAGCCAGAGGAGCCAGAGGGCGGGGGAACCUUUAGAAAUGUCAGACAUUCUCCGGGAGCUGCUCCGUGUCUCCGAGAAGGCUGCUAACAUCGCCCGGGCGUGCCGGCAGCAGGAGGCCCUCUUCCAGCUGCUCGUGCAGGAGAAGAAAGAUGCGGAGAAGAACAAGAAGUUCGCGGCGGACUUCAAGACCCUGGCCGACGUGCUGGUGCAGGAAGUCGUAAAGCAGAACAUGGAGAAUAAGUUUCCAGGCUUGGGGAAAAAAAUUUUUGGCGAAGAAUCCAAUGAAUUUACAAAUGAUUUGGGGGAAAAGAUCACCGUGGAGCUGCGGUCCACGGAGGCGGAGACAGCAGAGCUUCUCAGCAGAGUCCUGGAUGGCAACGUGCCGGCGUCUGAAGCGCUGGCGAAGGUGGUGCAUCAGGAUGUGGACCUAAGUGACCCCACUCUGGAGUCCCUGGAGAUCAGGGUCCCACAGGAAAUUCUGGGGAUUUGGGUGGACCCCAUAGAUUCCACCUAUCAGUAUAUUAAAGGUUCUGCCGAUGUGAAAUCCAACCAGGGAGUCUUCCCCAGUGGGCUUCAGUGUGUGACGAUUUUGAUUGGUGUCUAUGAUAUACAGACAGGCGUGCCCCUGAUGGGAGUCAUCAACCAGCCUUUUGUGUCUCAGAAUCUAACUACUCUAAGGUGGACGGGGCAGUACUACUGGGGCCUCUCCUACAUGGGGACCAACAUCCAUUCCCCGCAGAUCGCCCUCUCUAAAGGGACCGGCGGUGAAACCCGGACUGAAAACUCAGACGGGGAGCUCUCCCGCCCCCUUUCCGCAGUCAUCAGUACCAGCGAGAACGAGACCAUCAAAGCGGCGCUGUCGCGAGUGUGCGGAGGCGGCGUCUUCCCGGCAGCGGGGGCAGGCUACAAGAGCCUCUGUGUAGUCCAAGGCCUGGUUGACAUUUACAUCUUCUCAGAGGACACCACGUUCAAGUGGGACUCCUGUGCCGCCCACGCCAUUCUGAGGGCCAUGGGUGGGGGCAUUGUAGACAUGAAAGAGUGCUUGGCGCGAAAUCCCGAACCGGGGCUGGACUUACCACAAUUGCUGUAUCACACGGAAAACAAAGGUGCUUCCGGAGUGGAUCUCUGGGCCAACAAGGGAGGACUGAUAGCCUAUAGGUCCAGGCAUCGGCUGGACACUUUCCUGAGCUGCCUCAUCCAAAACCUCGGACCUUUGAAGACACAGACAUAGGGCCCUGACCUCAACUUGCCCUAAAGCUGAACGGAACCCCUUUGUGCUGUCUGUUAAUGUUCCCUUGUCUCUUUUCAGGGACAUUUUCCCGUUAUGUGUUCAUAAUGUUAAUUUCUGUAAAUUAAUGACAUUCAUGUCACAACUAAGUUGGUAUAUGAUAUUCUUACAGGGAACCUUGUUCUGUUAAUGUUGCUUGGAACUCUUCAAUAAAAUUCCAAGGGAGGAGUGAAUUGCCCGGCUGGAGUAGAAUGGCUGAAUGGAGCCAGGCUGGAGCUGGGUUUUAUUUCUCAUCCUGGAGAAGAAAUCUGUGGUUCGGGCCUGAGGCAGGAGAUUCAGAACUGUGGAUCUGAAUAAUGGAGCCAAGUGCAUAGGCUUUCAAUAGUUUGUGUUUCUCCUUUAAAAUAAAUAAGUAAAAGCUCGAUGCGGAGGCAGGGAGGGAAUUGGAAAUCAGGAAACAAAAAGAAGAGAUAUACAGAGACUGGAGAAAGCAUGGAGAGAGAGAGAGAGAGAGAGAGAGAGAGAGAGAGAGAGAGAGAGAUAUGCAGUCAAGUGAUAGCUAACUUCCUACCAUAGGUCAAGCAGAAGAGGUGUGUGUGUGUGUGUGUGUGUGUGUGUGUGUGUGUGUGUAAAUGUAUAUGCAAGUGAGUGAUAGCUAACCUCCUACCAUAAGCCAAGCAGAAGAGGUGGGGCAAAGAGCUCUCUCUGUUUUGCAUAGCUAUUUACUCUCUACUGUAACCCCAGUGUGACCCUCUGUUUUGCCACACUAACGAGUCUUAGAGCUGUGCAGUGUCCUUCCGCAGCCCAGGUCACCCUGGUGAUGUCCACUGGAGGGAUCAAGCAAACCUUCAGCCGGCUGCAGUCCCUCCGUGCUCUCUGGGUACUGAUGGCUGUUUCUACGUUAAUAUUACAAUCCCAUGUUACUGGGAGGAAUAAUACCCAAGUUACUGGGAGAAAGUCAGACCUGUUUGUUUCUUCCGUUAUUCUUAAACUCGAGAAAUGAGUUGACAAAUAAUGUAUGUAUUUUUAUGUUGUACACUUGUGAUUCUUUGAAGUGCGCAUGCUACAUGGAGCCAAUAGCUCACCCUUUGUGGUGAGGAGACCGACAAAUAUUAAUAGUAAUCUUCCAGGAUAUGCCCCACUGUUAACUACAGUCGCCAUGUUGGAUGGUAGAUCUCUUGAACAUUCUAACUGAAAUUUCAUCCCCCUUUACCAAUGUCUCUUCCUAACUCCCCCCCUGCCUCAGCUCUAAGUCGACGACAUUCUACUCCUCGCUCCUGAGUUUGUUUUUUAGACUGCAGAGAGAAUCCAGCUCUGUAACGGCAAAGCUCAAAUCAGUCGGCCUUGCAGGACCUGUGACAAACACUGGAUGAUUCCAGAAUCCUGACUGCUGUGGUCAAUACUAUAAUAAACAUGGGGCGUACUUCAAGGAGGAACGGAAGAACAGACUCCACAAAGCUGUCCUCGGAUCUCCACGCGGGCACAUGUGCACCCGCAUACGAUAAUAAAGUUGAGACAGUUAGACCCUGUACAGAACAGAAGCCCUGACCUCGGUUCGUUCUUCUUCCUUUCCAUUGCGAUCACACACAUGAGUCCCAUAAACUCUCUGGCGUGUUGGCACCUCCUCGUGGGAGGGGCAGAGAAGCUCAUGUGACUUCAUGGAAAUUUUAGAAGGUUCCCCACGGAGGUUACGCAAAAAGAAAAUAAUGGACCAUGGCGGAAGAGGGAAGAGGAUUCUUCUGUUGCGCAGCUGCUCAUAGUUGCCUAGGGGGUUCUUCAGGGGUGUGGCCUAAUUAAACUCCGUCCCCUCCCCAGCCCUCAGCAAACACCAUUCCACUCCCUGUCUCUAUGGGCGGGGCUACUUCAAAUUACCUUAGUUAAUCGGAGUCAAAUUUUUGUGUCUAUUUUGUGAAUAGCUAAUUUCACUUAGCAUGUUAGCUUCAUUCAUCUUACAUGUAUGUCAGCAUUUCCCCCUUGUUAAGGCUGAGUGUUAUUCCAUGGCCUGUGUUCUGCCGUUUUUGUUUAUCUUUUCAUUUUUUCCCCUUAUUUCUGUCUUUGGUGGCUGUACGCAAAGCUGUUAUGAACAACAAAUUCCCAAAUAUUGGAUAAUAGUUUCUAUAUGCAGUAAUGUAUAUUUCAAUUGCAGUCAUGUAGAGACAAAUCACUAAUCACAAUUGAAGGUAUGGAGGAUUGUAUAAUACUUGAUCACAGAAGCAAAAAUUAAAAUGCUAUGCUGAGCUGGGGGAAGCAGAAAUAACUUUUUCUGAAAACAAAGCUCGUGAUCACUGAAUAUUUUUGCGAGCAUUUCUGAUAAUUUAUGUACAUCUAUUCCUAGAAUUAUGCUUUUAUAGGUGUCAAAUGAUCACCACUAUCAAAAAUUAUUCUAAAUAUGUCCUUAAAAUAGUAUAGUAAGGGCUGGGGAGAGGAUGGCUCAGUGGAUACAGUUCUAAAUAUGAAAAUCUGAAUUUGCAUCUCCGCACGACACAGGAGCCAAGCGUGGCAGCUUGCAUAGCCCUGACUCCAGGGCUGGAGUGAGUGAAACAAGAUAGGCCAUGGAGGUUGACCAGAUAGCCUAGCCAAACACAGUUGAGCUUUAAGUUCAGUCUCCUAGUUAGCGACAGGGAGCAUCUCAGCUGGGGGAUUGCCUUGAUCAGAUUGGCCUAGGGAAUACCUGUAGGGAUAUUUUCUUUUCUUUCUUUUUUUUUGUUCUUUGUUUUGUUUUUUCAAGACAGGCUUUCUCUGUGGCUUUGGAGCCUGUCCCGGAACUAGCUCAGGCUGGCCUUGAACUCACAGAGAUCCGCCUGCCUCUGCCUCCUGAGUGCUGGGAUUAAAGGUGUGCGCCACCACCGCCCAGUGGAUAUUUUCUUAAUUGCUACUUGAUGUAAGGGACCCCAGUCCAGUGCGGGUGGUACCAUCCCUCAACAGAUAAGCCUGAGCUAUAUAAGCCUGGCAGAUGCUAGAGAAAACAGUAGGCAGCUU